Molecule: messenger RNA, 4847 nt
Organism: Acipenser ruthenus (sterlet)
Lineage: Eukaryota; Metazoa; Chordata; Actinopteri; Acipenseriformes; Acipenseridae
Product: neuropilin and tolloid-like protein 1
Exons: 11
Coding region: 1179-2771 (530 amino acids)
Molecular function (GO): protein binding
Source: RefSeq, a predicted model, not a curated record
ACUCGGUAAGGUGCGUAUGUAUGACAAUCGUUCAUCUCCCCAUGACUGGCAUGAAUGGUUUAAAAACCUAAUUGUUUUAGGUAUGAAUUUACUGUGACUUCAUGCUUGAAUACAUUUUAUUUCAUCCCCCUACCCCGCCAUGUUAGCAGGCUGCAGAUCUCUCUAGUCAAUUUCAUGCUGCAGGUGCAAUUGCUUCGAGUUACUGAUAGAUCAGUGGUACUCGCCCGGCGUGUUUGAAGCAUCUAUCUCCUCUUGCUUAUUUCUUCCAUUUCCACAUAGUGCCUUUACUGCUUACCUUUACAUUUUGGUGUGCACUGUCUGAGGGUGUCUCAUCCUGCAGUCCGCCUGGCUUCGCAGUGCUUCUUAAAGAAACAUUACUUUUUUUUCUUUUUGAUCCUGUUAUGUCUAUUUGAGUGGAUUACAUUUUUAAUCAAAAGGUUAUUUGUACAUCGACGCAUUUCAUAUUAUAAUUAUUAAGAUCAUCGUUUAUCAUCGUAUAGCCAACUGUUUGAAGAGGAUCGUUGUACAAUCCGUUUAACUCUUUGAGGCUGGGGUCACGACUGACACAGGUUGGAAGAUGUUUUUUUCGAAAAUAAAUUCAUCACCGGGUGCAAGAAAACUGGACUGAAGAAUAUCAACACAUUUCUAAGUUUCUAAACCAAAGUUGGAGGUUCUGUAGCUUACAAUAAACGAGAAUGGGUUCAAGGUGGAUUUACACGAUUUUAAAGGAUUGCUUCAUAAAUAGGGAUUAAACAAGAAUGACUAAAUCCCCUUUUUGUAAAUCUUUUUCCUCGGAAGAUUGCAAAGGUGGAGCGAUCAGGGAAGGCUGAUGACGGACCUGUUAAUCCUUUCAGUGCAUCAAAAGCACCAAAAGGUCUUGGAAACGUUUGGAUGGAAAUCGGGCGAAUGUUUAGACCUGGUCAUAGUUUUAUAUGAAACUGGUGAUUAGUUGUUUUUUUACACCUGGGAUUCGUUUCUUUUAUAUUCUUAUUAUUUGUAUUUAUUUUUUUUUGUUUUGUUUUUUCCUUCUCUCUAAUGUGUGUGUUUUUUAGGUGGUGUAGUAAUGAUCGUUGUUAUUCAUUCUUGAAUUUUCUAAUCUAUCAAUCCUUUCCACUUGAAGUAUUCCUGUAUCUAAAUGGAAUUAGUUGAGAUUGAAGCCCCUUGUAAAAGGAACAGACAUGGUACAUGGGCACAGUUUGCUUCACGUUGUUGCAAGUCUCAUCAUACUUGGGUUGUCUGGGGCAACAAAGAAGGGGGCAGAAAAAGCAAACAUCCCAGGAGCAGCUCAAUGUGGCACCUGGACAAAGAAUCCCGAAGGGGGCAUUUUCACUUCACCCAACUAUCCCAACAAAUACCCUCCAGACAAAGAGUGCAUUUACAUUAUAGAAGCUGCACCCAGGCAAUGCAUAGAUCUGUUCUUUGCUGAACAAUAUUCCAUUGAGCCUUCAUGGGAAUGUAAAUUUGAUCACAUUGAGGUUCGAGAUGGACCUUUUGGCUUUUCUCCAAUUAUUGGACGCUACUGUGGCCAACAAAGUCCACCAUUUAUCAAAUCCAGUGGCCGAUAUCUUUGGAUAAAGUUUUUUGCUGAUGGAGAAUUGGAGGCGAUUGGAUUUUCCGCAACGUACAAUUUCAUACCAGACCCUGACUUCAAAGACCUUGGGGCUCUAAAACCUUUGCCAUUUUGUGAGUUUGAAAUGGGAGGACCUGAGGGUAUUGUGGAAUCUCAGCAAAUCACAAAAGAAGGGAAAGCCUUAGAAACAGAGGCGGUUGACUGUAAAUGGUAUAUCCGAGCACCACCGAGGUCCAAGAUCUAUCUGCGGUUCUUGGACUAUGAGAUGCAGAACUCUAAUGAGUGCAAGCGGAAUUUUGUGGCAGUCUAUGAUGGGAGCAGCUCUGUGGAAGACCUGAAAGCCAAGUUCUGCAGCACUGUGGCAAAUGAUGUGAUGCUGCUGACAGGGCUGGGGGUUAUCCGCAUGUGGGCUGACGAAGGCAGCCGCAACAGCCAUUUCCAGAUACUUUUCACAUCUUUCCAAGAACCUCCCUGUGAAGCCGAUGCAUUCUUUUGCCACAGUAACAUGUGCAUCAAUAACACUUUGGUUUGUAAUGGAGUUCAGAACUGUGUGUAUCCGUGGGAUGAAAACCAUUGCAAAGAAAAGAGAAAAGCUAACCUGCUGGACAACCUCACAAACACCAGCGGGACUAUAAUAGGAGUAACCUCUGGCAUUGUCAUUAUCCUUCUUGUUGUAUCUGUUAUAGUUCAAAUCAAACAGCCUCGCAAAAAAUUCAUCCAAAGGAACGAAGACUGUGACCAAACAGUGUUUCAGGAGGUGUUUGAGCCCCCACACUAUGAACUCUGCACGCUCAGAGGAACGGGGGCCUCUGCUGAUUUGAUGGACAUUGCCGAUGACUUUGAGAACUACCAUAAACUGAGACGGUCUUCGUCGAAAUGCAUUCACGACCACCACUGUGGAUCUCAGAUGUCCAGCACCAAGGGUAGCCGCAGUAACCUCAGCACUCGGGAUGCUGCUAUCUUAACUGAAAUACAGCCCCAGCCUGUAAGGCCUCUAAUCCCACCCAGUAACAGGAGGAGCAUUCUGGUGAUGAAGCACAGCUAUUCGCAGGACGCAGCGGAUGGAUGCGAUCUGGAUGAAAUCGAAGAGGUGCCCACGACAAGUCACAGGCUCUCCAGGCACGAUAAAGCAGUCCAGCGGUUCUGCCUCAUUGGGUCUCUAAGCAAACAUGAAUCUGAAUACAACACAACUAGGGUCUAAGAGACAAACUCAAGGCAGAUACAUCAGCCAACUGCGUCUUGCCAAGUAUGACAUCUAAUGGAAUUAACUCCACCCUACACGAAAGAACAGCUUUUCUCAGAAAGUUUAAAAAUGUAUUGUGACCAAGAAAAAAGCAAAACACUUUUGUGAUAUGCAUUUGAUAUGUUUUGCGAAACUUAAAGCCAACAUGUUGUGAUGCAGAUGUUUUAAAAAGCAAAUCUAUUUGUGAAAAUAUGAAGUCCAAAUUACAGUUUCUUUUACAUUUACUGGUAUGGAUAUUGCAGCUCUCUACAUUGGGUUCUGUCCAUUUUCUUCCCUUAGCUGUCUGGCUGGUUGAGGCUGACAGAUAUUUACACUUUUUAAACUUGCAAUGCUUAAUUCAAUUUCCAGCCCUAUUAAGUCUUUCCUGGUUGCCCAGAUUGAUUUAAAACUGAUGUUUCCAUCACUGAUGGUGGUAAUUUGCAAAGGAUUUCUGAGUAAUGCCUGGAGUUGAACAUUGCCAUUUCAUGUCAUCUAAGGACCAAAGUGAUUUAUUUUUACUCCAUCCAAGGAAGCAUUAAUCCAAGACUUAGUGGGCUGAUUCUAAAACUCACUUUUCACUAUUCUAUAAUGUGCUACAUCUGAAUGGAUUAAAGGUUUAAAAUCUAUUUUACUACCUUGUAUUACAAUAAGCAACAUCAUCAGUGAUGCUCUUUUUUGUGUUGUUGAAUAUUUUCAUUAAAAUGAUUUUGUAACUCCAAAACGUCACUGAUUUGUUACUGAUUUGUGCAACUCCACUCCUUGGAAUCUGGUUCAUCUGGUAUUGGUCUCCCUUUCCUCUCUGGUAUCUCCUCUUAAAGUUACUGUAGCUAACAAAAUAAUUCCAUAAAUUGUACUUGUUGUGCACUUUCAUUCGUUAUAUACUGUAUGUGUCAAAUGUGCAGUUUUGAAAGAAACACGUGUUACAGUAAACAUGUUUUUUUUUUUUUUUUUUUUUUUAAACAUUAGAUAUGGUACUACACUUGGUUUAAGACAUUUCUGUUUGCAAGCCAAACUUUAAGUUAGUGUUGCACUUCCUUGAUCAUUUCACCUGAAGGGUGAAAUUGUCUCUGCCCCUUCAAUUACUUAUUUCCUGUCAUAAACCAACCAGCUGCUUCUGAGGUGUAAUGUAGGAAGUGACCUUAAAAAAGCACAGAAACUGAAAACUUCCAUUAACCUAAAGUAGUACCAGAUACCAUUUUUGGUACAACAUGUAUUUCUUUAAAAACUGCAGAUUUUAGACCAUUGUACAGUAGCUAAUGGAAGUAUACAACAGGUUAGAUUCAUAUCAUUAUUUUGUUAGCUACAAUAGUGAACUGUUAUGACAAUGUAUUUUUUAAUUAAAGCUACACAAUUACAGUGCUUCUUCAUUUCACAAUCUGACUUACACAUAACAAAAUCUUAUAAUAUACCUGUGAAUCAAGAAUAGAGAUGGGCUGUUUAGUGUGGCUCUGUAAAUUACAUGAAUAAAUAGAGAAGUGUAAAUUGCACUAAAAAGGAUACAUCAUCCAAUAAAAUACUUUAAGGGUGCAGUGUGGUCCAGUGGUUAAAGUCCAGGGCUUGUAACUAGAAGGUCACCGGUUCAAAUCCCACAUCUGCCACUGACUGACUCACUGUGUGACCCUGAGCAAGUCAUUUAACCUCCUUGUGCUCCAUCCUGCGGAUGAGAUGUUAAAUCAAUGUCCUAUUGUAAGUGACUCUGCAUAUAAUGCACAGUUCACAGUCUACCUCUCUAAAGUGCUUUGUGAUGGUGGUCCACUAUGAAAGGUGCUAUAUAAAGAUAUUAUUAUUACACACCUGACAUUAUAUUGGAGUUGCAGAUGCUUUUGUUACUGUUACUAUAUUUACCACCUGUAUUAUUCUAUGUGUUUAUUUCAUGAUAUUAAUUUAGUGUUGGAGUAAAUUACAUAUAUAAAAAAAAGAUUUUCACAUUUAUAAACCAUUUGUUACAUGGCACUGGAUCAGGCUUAAUUUGGAUGAGAUGUUUGACAGGUGAGAUUGUGUCACCACUGCCCCUGAAUUUACUGGCUUAAUUUAUCUACAGUUCCAACAGCUGUU